This is a messenger RNA of Oryzias latipes (Japanese medaka), 1495 nucleotides long. It is a transcript of the gene ndufaf2, whose product is annotated as NADH:ubiquinone oxidoreductase complex assembly factor 2. The record is from RefSeq and is a predicted model, not a curated record. Gene Ontology annotation, biological process: mitochondrial respiratory chain complex I assembly. NCBI's taxonomy places the organism in Eukaryota, Metazoa, Chordata, Actinopteri, Beloniformes, Adrianichthyidae. Gene Ontology annotation, cellular component: respiratory chain complex I; membrane; mitochondrion.
CCAACCAAUCAGAAAACGUUUUGUUCGUUCUCAGCUGGACUGUGUCUGGGAGCGCUUGCAUAAACGCGAGAGGACACUGUCAGUCAAAGGAGAGACACUUCGUGUUCUCCAGAACCCUGAGACUCACCCAAACCUUUGGAUUCUCCCGUCAUCAGCAUGAGCAGGAUUGUUGGAGUUCUGAGACGUACCUUCGGAUACGUGCGCGAGCACGUUGGAACAGACCAUUUAGGAAACAAAUAUUACUUCAUCCCAGAGCAGAAGUCCUGGACAGGGAAGCAUCUCCGUGCCAAACGGAUGGUGGAGGCAGCCAAUCCUUCAGAGUAUGAAUACGCAGAGGGCAGCAUUCCGAUGGAGUGGGAUGCUUGGAUGCGAGGCAGACGGAAAGAUCCCCCCUCUAUCCAAGAAAUUAUGAUGAAUUUAUCUGAAAGGGAGCAAAUGAAGCUGAAGGCCAAAGAGGUGGAGGAGAAGGACCUGGCUCUGCAAGCUAAAGAGUAUGAGGAAGGUCUGGUGGCUCCAGCACAAACUGUGGCAAAAGGGCACGCAGCUGCCGCUAACUUUGGCAAGCAGGAGAUCAGCGAGGAGCCAGUCAGCACAGCAAACACAUUCCAGCCUGGUUCAUGGAUGCCCACUUCCAAAAAAUAGACUGAGACGUAAAGUGGAACUGCAGCACCCUGAAGAUAAAUGCAUGACUGGAACAACUGUGUUGGAGUAAUUAAGAGUUUUUAGUGGAUACUUAACUACAGAAAAUGUCGUUUAAAAUCAGUAAUCCUAUAAACUUGAAAUUUCGAAAGAACUGGUUAAAACGAUCUUUAUUUUGUCUUCAAGCAGAAAGUAUUUAUUUUUAAUGUUCAUCGUAUUAUAAAGGGUCAGCUGUUUUCUUUGACUCUGUAAAAUCCCCAGCUGACUUCUUAGAAGUUCAUUUAGUUUCUAUUUACAAGGCAGACAUAUGAGAAGAGGAAUUGGAUAUGACAAAUGUUCUUUGUAAAACACAAGGAAAAAGGGGUCUAAUAUCUCAUAAUCAAAUAAACAUCUGACUAAACGCAUAUGCUAAUUUUUAUAAAAUAUGGACAAAAAAGUACAUUUCAAAGAUGUAUAUUAAAAGGGUCAAUACUUUAUUUUUUUAAGUACUUUUCAGAUUGUUUAAAACCAAAUUCUCCUGCAAAGAAGCUGUUUUGUCAUAAAAGUAGAAACUUCAAAAAAGUAACUUUUUUCUUUAGCUAACUCUGUAAAUUCAGCAAAAGAUUAAGAAAAACUACAUUAUUUUAUUGUUUUUCUUCACAUACUGGUAAUCUAAAAUAAAAUCCUCUGUCACCUUUAGAUUUGUUUUCCAAACCAAUUAUGAAUGUGCUUUUGUUCCACACAGUUCUUUGUCACAUAUUUAUUAUUUUUGAAGAAACUCUCCUGUUUUUUUGCUCCAAGCCACAACUUUAUUGUAAAUUGUUGAGAUGAAAUUUGUUUUACAUUGCUGUGUAAAUAAAUCUCUAAUUUCAUUUAA